AUGGCUCAACAAAGGCUCGACCUCAACGAACUACUCCAAGCACUCACUAACUUCCCUACCCAUCCCGACUACCUCCAACUCAUAGUCAAAAAACACAUCAAUCACUAUGAAUAUUACCUCGCUGCUCGAGCCCAACUGGCCAAACAUGAUGGGCCUUCUUUCUUGGCUCCAACAUGGGGAACCGCCUUUGAGAACUCCUCUCUUUGGAUCGGUGGUUGUAGGCCUUCCUUAAUCAUCCGACUUGUUUAUGUCUUAUGCGGGUACCAACAAAACGCGCACUUGGCUGAGUUUCUUGAUGUUGUCACACGUGGAAAACAGGGAGAUAUAUCAAGUUCUCAGCUUAUAAGCAUAGAUGCUCUCCAUGCCAAAACUAUCAAAGAGGAAGAUAAGCUCACUUCGAUUUUCGCAAGCUUACAGAAGGUAGCCGACGAGCCACUGGCGUUGCUAGCAUACAACUCUAGAAAUAUAGGGGAGUCAAACCAGGGUGAGGUUGUGGAUAAAGCGAUGGAUAGUCAUGCCUCUGAUAUGUACAAGAUCUUAGUGGAAGCAGACAAGCUGAGGUUGGAUAUACUGAAGCGCAUGAUAGACAUUUUGACACCAUUGCAGGCAGUUGAGUUUCAAGUGGCGUCAAAAAAGUUACAAGUGGGUUUACAUGAGUGGAGCAAAAGAAGAGACAUCCAAAUGGGGAUUACACAACUUUUUAAUACAGAUAAUCACUCAUCUUCCGGUGACUCGCUGUGA
This is a messenger RNA of Helianthus annuus (common sunflower), 741 nucleotides long. Its product is annotated as protein DOG1-like 3. Lineage: Eukaryota; Viridiplantae; Streptophyta; Magnoliopsida; Asterales; Asteraceae. The transcript is spliced from 2 exons. Bases 1 to 741 code for a protein of 246 amino acids. The record is from RefSeq and is a predicted model, not a curated record. Gene Ontology annotation, biological process: DNA-templated transcription. Gene Ontology annotation, molecular function: sequence-specific DNA binding.